Molecule: messenger RNA, 1020 nt
Organism: Rhineura floridana
Lineage: Eukaryota; Metazoa; Chordata; Lepidosauria; Squamata; Rhineuridae
Product: vomeronasal type-2 receptor 26-like
Exons: 2
Coding region: 100-1020 (306 amino acids)
Biological process (GO): G protein-coupled receptor signaling pathway
Cellular component (GO): membrane
Molecular function (GO): G protein-coupled receptor activity
Source: RefSeq, a predicted model, not a curated record
CUUUCUGUGUGUAAUGAACAAUGUCCAUCUGGUAAUCAGAAGAAAAAGAAAGAAGGGAGGAAAUUUUGCUGCUAUGAUUGUGUUUUGUGCCCAGAAGGGAUGAUAUCAAACAAUACGGAUAUGUCUGAGUGUUUCAAAUGCCCAGAAGAACUGUAUCCAAGCAAUGACAAAAAACAAUGCAUCCCCAAAACAAUAACAUUUCUCUCCUGUGAAGAGUCUUUAGGGAUCAGUUUAGCCACAGUGGCUGUUUUUUUUUCACUCAUCACAGCCUGGGUUUUAGGAAUUUUUAUUAAACAUGAAGAUACCCCCAUCGUCAAAGCCAACAACCGGGACCUCACCUACACUCUCCUCGUCUCCCUCCUACUCUGCUUUCUCUCUUCUUUGCUAUUCAUCGGCCAGCCUGGGAAGGUGACCUGCCUUCUCCAACAACCCACUUUUGGCAUCAUCUUCUCCGUGGCUGUUUCUUGUGUGUUGGCCAAAACUGUCACUGUGGUUCUUGCUUUCAUGGCCACCAAACCAGGUUCCAACAUGAGGAAGUGGGUGGGGAAAAGAAUGUCCAGUUGCAUUGUCCUUUCUUGUUCCUUUAUUCAAGUAAAUAUUUGUAUUGUGUGGUUGGCAACUUCUCCCCCCUUCCCUGAUUUAGACAAGCACUCAGUAACAGAAGAAAUCAUUGUGCAAUGUAAUGAAGGGUCAGUUGCCUUGUUUUACUGUGUCCUGGGCUACAUGGGCCUCCUGGCCAUCAUCAGUUUCAUUGUGGCAUUCCUGGCCCGCAAAUUACCAGAUAGUUUCAAUGAAGCGAAGUUCAUUACAUUCAGCAUGCUGGCAUUUUGCAGUGUAUGGGUCUCCUUCAUUCCAACCUACCUGAGCUCUAGAGGAAAAUACAUGGUGGCUGUGGAGGUCUUCUCCAUCUUAGCCUCCAGUGCUGGGUUACUGGGUUGCAUCUUUUCCCCUAAAUGCUACAUCGUUAUGUUGAGGCCUGAGUUGAACAACAGGGAGCAAAUAGUAAGGAAAAGGAAUUAA